UGCUGGAGGCAGUGACGAUCGACCACUCAGAGACGAGCUCUGGCAAAUAUGCACAGACCUUCCGCAGACGCGCACAGUACAAAACGCAACUGUCGGGAAAGCGCGCAGCAACCUAACAUAAGAGAGGAAAGGAACUCUCGGAAAGCAUCUCUUGAAGGUUUGACCCCCUGACGCUGUUGUGGACGUGGACUCUGCACAACCAUGGUGGACUAUUACCAGAUUUUAGGAGUGUUCAAGAAUGCGUCGCAAGAGGACAUUAAAAAAGCGUACAGAACCCAGGCGCUGCAUUGGCAUCCAGACAAAAACCCCAACAACAAAGCGGAGGCAGACAUGAGGUUCAAACAGCUUUCAGAGGCGUACGAGGUCCUGUCCGACCUCAACAAGCGGAACAUUUAUGACCAAUCUGGGGUAGAGGGCUUAACUGGAGGCGCAGGACCCUUUGGUCCCCAGUUUGGUGGAUUCCGCAAUCCCAUGGACGUCUUCAGGGAUUUCUUUGGUGGGCAAGACCCGUUUUCCCAGGUUUUCGGAAAUGAUGCUGCCAAUAUGUUUGGGGGCGGGCAGAUGCCCGCGUGCGGCAUGAACAUGGGUCAGAUGCAGGCGCCCUUCUCCCAGGGAUUUGGCGGCUUCCCUUCCUUUGGGGCAGGUAGCUCAUUCAGACCAAUGGGUGGAGGAUUACCAGGAGGAAUGGCAGGAAUGCCAGGAAUGCCUGGAGGUGGAAUGGCAGGAAUGCCAGGAAUGCCUGGAGGUGGGAUGGGAGGAAUGCAAGGAAUGCCUGGAGGUGGGAUGGGAGGAAUGCACGGAGGUGGACUGCCAGGGAUGCGAGGACCAGGAGGAAUGCCUGGAAUGGGACAACAAGGAGGCUUCACCUCUUUCUCCUCGUUCGGUGGAAGCGGGCCUGGAAAUUACCAGUCUGUGUCAACCUCCACAAGCAUCGUGAAUGGAAAGAAAAUCACCACUAAAAGAAUGUCAGGGAGUGACGGGGAGCGAGUAGAGGUAUAUGAAGAUGGAAAAUUAACAUCUGUUACCGUUAAUGGGAAGGAAGAGUUGAUUAACAAGUAAUAUCCUGGUACAGAUUUGGGUGGAGAAAAUGACCUGAAACAAUCUGAUUGCUCAGAUGUGUGAGUGUGUUUUCUCCCCCCCCAUGUCCACCUCCUCAGGGCAAAGUUCCUUUUUGACAAAAUGCUGUUACAUUUUAGUUUAGAAAUUCGGAGCAGGUGCUUUUUAUCUUUUGUUUGGGACCACUAUUUUUCGGGAAAAACACAAGAUUUCUGUAUCUUAUUGGUUUUUAUACCUUUUCGCCCCUGUAUGCACUUUGCCAUACUGCAGUUUCUCAAUGAUCCAGAUGGAGCAUGGCUAUGCUUAACCAACUGAAGCAUGCAAUUGGUAUUUCCAUCACUCAAUCAAUCAUCAUUGUUUUGACAUGUUUCCAGCCCUUAACUCUUAACUGUCAACCUGUAGCUGCUUUUUGCAAUUGCCAUUAUUAUUAAUUAAUUAAUCAAUGGUAUUCAUUUAGCAUUUUCUUUUUUAUUUCUUUAUUUAGAAAGGUGUUUUUCAUUUCUGCAUGAUUGCCAAUAAUUGCUCUUCAUAUUAAUAUGCCUAUUGUGGAAAGACCUCAGAAUACAAAUGCACUGUGAGUAUUCUUGGGGAUUUCGCUUUACUUUGUAAGAGGAUCUGGAACCAAUAAAAUCAAGUGCCAUUAUUUUGGG
Anguilla rostrata (American eel) is the source of this 1706-nucleotide messenger RNA. RefSeq names its product DnaJ heat shock protein family (Hsp40) member B6b (gene dnajb6b). Gene Ontology annotation, molecular function: Hsp70 protein binding. Lineage: Eukaryota; Metazoa; Chordata; Actinopteri; Anguilliformes; Anguillidae. Bases 202 to 1059 code for a protein of 285 amino acids. The transcript has 8 exons. The record is from RefSeq and is a predicted model, not a curated record.